AUAAAAGAGCGAGCGACCAGCGAGAGUGGGGCAGUCACUUCCAAGUGUGCACCUGGGGCACUACGAUCGGGAUAUCUUUCAAAAAGCAAAAUGGGAGCAGUUGAAUGGGUAAUCGAUGAAGAUAAAUAUGAAUGUAGUCUCUCGGCGGAGACGCAGAAGAUUGCCAAGGAUGAACUCAGAGAGGACAAAAAUACCAGGGAUCAGGCUCUCGAGCAAAUGCGCAAUUGGAUCAAGAUGAAUCCGCGCAUUCAAAAUUGUCGUCUCGAUGCACGAUUCUUGCUAAAAUUCUUGCGAUGCAAAAAAUUCAAUGUCCCGAUGGCUCAAGAAGCCACUGAAAGAUAUUUGUUGCUCCGUCAAGUGUAUCAGCAGGCAUUCCAUAAGUUGGAUAUCACAGAGCCUAAUAUGGAAGACUUAUUGUCAUUGGGAUAUCUUUUUGCUGCUCCUGGUCGCGAUGCGAAAGGCCGCCGAAUUAUAAUUGCUAGACCAGGCGUAUUUGAUCCUCACAAAUACACGAACGUGGACAUGUGCAAAAUUCAUGCCAUUACUUAUGAGGCUUUGAUGGAAGACGAAGAGAAUCAAGUACGUGGCUUUGUACAUUUUGCCGACGGUGCCGGCGUUAGUUUCCCUCAUCUGACGCUUUUCACUCCCAAAGAAGCAGUGCGCAUCGUGAAAAAUGGCGAGCGUACCGUACCGAUGAGACACAAGGAAAUCCACGCGAUCAACGCGCAUCCCUCGGUGAAAUUCGCCCUGGACUUCGGGAUGUCAUUGAUUUCCGAGAAAAUCAGGAAUCGCGUAAAACUUUACACAAGUCUCGAGGAUGCCAUUAACAAUAAAAUGAAUGUGAGCAUGCUUCCCAAGGAGUACGGUGGCACCAUCCCUAUGAAAGAGAUGAUCGAUUUAUGGCGUAAAGAACUGUUGGAGAUGAAGCCGCUAUUAAUGAACAAUGAUAAGAUGACGGUCUAUCUCGAGCUGUACUCGGAGAAAGCGCGGGAAGGCGCGGUCUCGGCACUGAAACAAGGAUUCGGUUGUUCCAGCGUGGGCUCCAACGACACUACUAUGUGCGGCAUAAGCGGUUCCUUCCGGAAACUCGAAGUCGAUUGAUAUUUGCUGCAUCGAUCAAAUGCUAUCUCUCUCUUCUUAUAAAUAUGUCUUUUUUACUUAGAGAUAAGAGGCAGGGGACGGUCGAGAUACGGACUGGUUGAAAAUCGCACAGAAUUUUAGAUUAGUUCUGGUAUCAAGAGGAUGUAACUUUAUUUUUGUAUCUUUAUCUAAAUUACAAUACGCAGUACAAUCGAUAUAUAUACUAUCUAGAUGUUGCACCAUCUAUCGCAUUAUAUAGCAAGUGUUGUACAUAAUCUUUUUGUUAAUGGUUCACAAUUAAAACGGCAAGAAACAUAUAA
Messenger RNA from Pogonomyrmex barbatus (red harvester ant), 1400 nucleotides. RefSeq names its product clavesin-2. The record is from RefSeq and is a predicted model, not a curated record. Gene Ontology annotation, cellular component: membrane. Gene Ontology annotation, molecular function: phosphatidylinositol bisphosphate binding. Lineage: Eukaryota; Metazoa; Arthropoda; Insecta; Hymenoptera; Formicidae.